This is a messenger RNA of Rhineura floridana, 825 nucleotides long. RefSeq names its product transmembrane protein 174 (gene TMEM174). The transcript is spliced from 2 exons. The annotation marks the transcript as partial. Lineage: Eukaryota; Metazoa; Chordata; Lepidosauria; Squamata; Rhineuridae. The record is from RefSeq and is a predicted model, not a curated record.
UGGAACGGGAACACUGUUAAAGAUUUCUUUGUCAAUGUGUUUUCCUUCACUCUUUGUCAGCCAAACAGUUCUGAACUCAUGGUGUCCGAUGAUGACAAAGCUGGUGCCACCUUACUUUUCUCUGGUGCCUUUUUGGGGCUAGUAGGAAUUACAUUCACCGUGAUGGGGUGGGCGAAAUAUGAAGAUGCCAUUCGCUUUGAAUGGAUUCAGUUGCUUGGGCCGAUUCUGCUUUCGGUAGGUGUGACUUUUUUGCUGAUUGCUGUGUGCAAAUUUAAAAUGCUUGCCUGUAAAUCGUGCAGCCCAAGUGAAGAACGAGCAUCUGACAUGGGCCAGAUUCCUGGUGCACAAUCCAUUGUGUUCACUGGAAUUAGCCAUCCUAUAAAUUUCCACAGUGCAACAGUGGUACAGUACAUUCCUUCCUAUUCAACCCAAGAACGCAUCAGUAUGAAUUCUGCUAAUGUCCAUCAAGUAUUGAGUCAUUCAGGAAUCCCUCCAUUCUCUGGGCCACUAAUUCCUGCUUCCAGCCCUCCUCGUUAUUUUAAUGUCAACCCCCUGGAUAACUCUGCUUUUUCUGCAGAUGAGAACCCUGCUUAUCUUAGUGCUGACACCAGAAGUGGAAGAUCAACGGAUAGUCUCCAAGAACCUGCAGGGAUGCUGGAUGAAGAUAUUUGCAGUGAUAUCUCACCACCACCUUACGAGAAGCUAUUUUCACCACUGUCAUAAAUAUUAUAAAAGCAUUUCUGGCACUUCCAUGUGAAGACAUCCAUGUGUGCUUGAACAAGUAUGAACCGAAGAUACAAGCCUGAGAAUUGUAUGGAGGCAUCU